Molecule: messenger RNA, 1650 nt
Organism: Prunus armeniaca (apricot)
Lineage: Eukaryota; Viridiplantae; Streptophyta; Magnoliopsida; Rosales; Rosaceae
Source: the annotation of a GenBank genome assembly
AUGGAAGACAUGUCUCCAGCAGUUGCAGUGACACUUAGUUUAGGUAAUUCUAUAUGUGAUAAUUCUGGAAUUGCAGCCAAUGUGGAGUUCACAUGGCUAAAGCUAGUAACAGACCCUGGAAGUUUGUCAUCAGAUUCCAUUAAGGCAGUGCCUUUAGAGUCAGUUUCGUGCAGCAAUGGAAGUUGCAAUGAUAUACAAAGUCACGCUACUGUGGUGGCCAUGUCAUCACAAGAAGAUAAUGGUGGAGAGGGAGAGGGUUUGUUAAACAUGCUACCAGAGAAUGGAAACACUUCUGUUAGUAAUGAUGCCAUGGUUCAAGAAAGUGAGGGAGGUGAAAUCUUAUCCUUUAGAUAUGAUACUAAUGGAGUUGAUAGUGAGGAAUUGCUUAAGUUAGAGGUGGGGUCUGCAAUAAGCUUGCCAGAUGUUGUGGAGAUAGGAAAUACCGUCGAAGGUAAGAUUGUUGCAAAAGCCAUUGUCUUGGUAGAAUCAGCUCUUGGGAAAAUGCCUUCGGGUGAAGUCAUUGUUGCAGCAGUUAGCUCGGCUUCUGAGUUAUCAGAUAAGUCUGAAUUAACAACCUCUACAGUACUUAUCCAGUCAAAUGGGGAGAAGAAUGUCAGUAAAGCAAGUAUCCGGAGUGUUUUUGAGCUGGACUGUAUUCCCCUCUGGGGUUCUGUAUCAAUUUGUGGAAGAAGACCAGAAAUGGAGGAUGCAAUUGCUGCUGUUCCUCGUUUUAUUAAUAUUCCAAUUAAAAUGCUCAUUGGGAAUCAAUUGUAUAAUGGAAUGAGCCAAAGUUUGACCCACCUAACCAGUCACUUUUUUGGCAUUUAUGAUGGCCAUGGGGGCCCUCAGGUUGCUAACUAUUGUAGUGAGCGGCUCCAUUUGGCUUUGGCUGAAGAGCUUGGAGUCAUUAAAGACGAUUUGAGUGAUGGAACUGUGGGAGAAAGUCAGCAGGUGCAGUGGGAGAAAGCAUUCACUAAUUGUUUUCAGAGGGUUGAUGAUGAGAUUGAAGGAAAAGUUAGCGGAAACAUCAUCAAAAGUGAUGGAAAUGCUUCCGAGGCUAGCUUUGAACCUAUUGCUACAGAAACUGUUGGGUCUACAGCUGUGGUUGCAUUAGUCUGUUCAUCCCAUAUUAUAGUUGCAAACUGUGGUGAUUCAAGAGCAGUUCUAUGUCGUGGCAAACAAGCCAUAGCGUUAUCAGUCGACCAUAAACCAAACAGAGAAGAUGAAUAUGCAAGGAUUGAGGCAGCUGGUGGCAAGGUGAUACAGUGGAAUGGACAUCGUGUUUUUGGAGUUCUUGCAAUGUCGAGGUCCAUUGGGGAUAGGUAUCUGAAACCGUGGAUAAUUCCAGAACCAGAAGUGAUGAAUGUCCCUCGAGCUAGAGAUGAUGAAUGCCUUAUUUUGGCUAGUGAUGGUCUAUGGGAUGUCAUGACAAACGAGGAAGUUUGUGAAGUGGCUCGACGGCGCAUUCUGCUCUGGCACAAAAAGAACGGAGUUACAGCUCUUGCGGAAAGGGGAGCUGGAGUUGAUCCAGCAGCUCAGGAAGCGGCUGCCUACCUUUCAACGCUUGCCCUCCAAAAGGGAAGCAGGGACAACAUAUCUGUGAUUGUGGUGGACUUGAAAGCUCAAAGAAAGUUCAAGAGUAAAUCCUAA